ACCAGAAGGUCUACAUUUGUGUUUCUGUGAAAGCCUAAAUCAUGACUUUACUGACAGAGGAGAAACCGUACAAGUUCCCACAGGAGUUGGGAAGCUGUACCACCACCACUACAACCGUAAAGCGCCACUCCAUCGACUGUGGCCCUAACAGUGACUAUGUGGAUGCCAUAGAGGGGGCCAUUUUCAGAUCUGUGGAGCCUCCGAGGAGGUCUCGUUGGCGCCUGAUCAUGCAUGCCUUGGUGAUGUUUGGGAGGGAAUUCUGCUAUGCUGUGGAGGCUGCAUUUGUCACUCCUGUUUUGCUAAGUGUGGGUCUCCCACGAAGCCUUUACAGCCUGGUGUGGCUCAUCAGCCCUGUCUUGGGCUUCAUUCUCCAGCCAGUUAUCGGUUCAGCCAGUGACUAUUGCCGCUCACCAUGGGGACGCAGGAGACCUUAUAUCCUUACACUGGGGGUUAUGAUGCUCAUUGGCAUUACUCUGUUUCUUAAUGGAGAUACUCUGGUAUCAGUGCUGGUACAGAACAUGGGAUGGAAGAAAAUCUGGUCCAUAGUGGUGGUCAUGUUUGGAGUGGUCAUGUUUGACUUUUCAGCGGACUUUAUAGAUGGCCCAGUAAAGGCCUACCUGUUUGAUGUAUGUUCUUACCAGGACAAGGAGAGAGGCCUGCAUUACCAUGCACUGCUCACUGGUCUGGGUGGAGCAUUUGGGUACCUGACUGGUGCGAUGGACUGGGGUCAUUCUGCACUGGGAGCCCUGCUGGGCUCAGAGUACCAGGUCAUUUAUUUCUUCUCAGCACUCACCUGGGUCUUCUUCCUUACUGUGCAUCUCCUGAGCAUUCCUGAGAAUCCUCUGGAAAAGCAGCAUCCCACAGAGACCUUAGUCCCUACCGCCCCCUUGCUGCAGCCAUCAGUAAUGAAUGGUUCCAUGUACGGUUCCACAACUAAAGAACCUGAGCUGCGCCCUCGCUCAUUCUCAGCUUUAAGUGAGGCUAACUCUGUCACAUCAAGCUCCAAGCAGCCGAGCAGUGAGGUACAGAAGAGGAUGACUCUGAAAUCAUUACUGUCUGCCAUGAUUAACAUGCCCAGUCAUUACCGCUGCCUGUGUAUCAGCCACCUGCUGGGCUGGACUGCUUUCCUCUGCAACAUGCUCUUCUUCACUGACUUUAUGGGGCAGAUUGUGUAUAAGGGAAACCCGUAUGCUCCUCAUAACUCCACCGCGUAUUCCACCUAUGAGAGGGGGGUGGAGGUGGGCUGCUGGGGCCUGUGCAUCAAUGCUGUAUCCUCUGCUCUCUAUUCCUAUAUACAGAGGCUGCUACUGCCCUGCAUUGGAUUGAAGGGUCUUUACUUCAUGGGCUACUUCGUGUUCGGACUGGGCACAAGUCUGAUCGGUCUGUUUCCCAAUAUUAUCUCCACACUCACACUGUGCUGUGUGUUCGGCGUGAUGUCCAGCACGCUUUACACCAUCCCAUUCAACCUGAUCUCAGAGUACCACAAGGAGGAUGAGGAGAAGAGAAAGCAGAGUGGGAAGGACGCAUCUGUACUGAGCAGAGGGACUGGAAUGGACUGUGCAGCUCUGACCUGUAUGGUGCAAUUAGCUCAGAUCAUAGUGGGAGCUGGACUCGGAGCGCUAGUCAAUAUGGCCGGUAGUGUGGUAGUGGUGGUUCUGUCAGCUUCAACCGUGUCCCUCGUCGGCUGCUUGUAUAUUACUGUUUUUAUUAAACAUGUACACUGA
Molecule: messenger RNA, 1724 nt
Organism: Tachysurus vachellii
Lineage: Eukaryota; Metazoa; Chordata; Actinopteri; Siluriformes; Bagridae
Gene: slc45a2
Product: solute carrier family 45 member 2
Exons: 7
Coding region: 42-1724 (560 amino acids)
Cellular component (GO): membrane
Molecular function (GO): sucrose:proton symporter activity
Source: RefSeq, a predicted model, not a curated record